Molecule: messenger RNA, 411 nt
Organism: Trypanosoma cruzi
Lineage: Eukaryota; Euglenozoa; Kinetoplastea; Trypanosomatida; Trypanosomatidae
Exons: 1
Source: RefSeq, a predicted model, not a curated record
AUGAACUCCGCCGUGAACGCCUCUCCUUCAGUGACGGUGUCGAAUUUGUCUGCACCCCCGCCGAAUGAGUGCACCCCGAUGCUGCGGACACGUCCAGGGCCGAUGGAAACGGAGCCGAUGCUGCGGCGGGAGGGGCAGGAUGAGAUGCCCUUUUGGGAGCGUGUUUCCUCCCCACUUCACCCGGUGUUUCGUAAGGUACAGGAGCACUGCCAUUACGAGUGGGUGGCGGCGUUGCUUUCUGCCAUCAUGUUAUUAACUCUUUUUGUUUUUAUCUUUUAUUUAGACACAUCGCCCAGGCCAGAGCACUGUGUGACGCCGUUUGGGUACCUCUUGGGGGAAAGUAGGGGCGUAAAAGCCUUUAGCAACUGCAACAGGGAUUAUCGAAACGUGGAGGAACACUUUGUGCUUGUC